AUGGGGCACGACGAGGCCGUGACCCCAGUGUUUCCAAACUCUGACUACUGUACUGGCGCCCUGGGGUCCACUGCUGUUUUGGAGGCACUUGUUCGUCGCGCAGAAAAGGGCGGCAGCUACGGUGUGGAUGCCUCGUUGAAUUACUACUCUCAGUGGCUUGUCCGGUCAUGUGGUACUUACGACUCGGAUAUCUGGAAGGAAGUGUGGGAAAGACACGACUCGAUCACUUUCCGUCACUAUCAUGCCAUGCAGUAUCUGCUUCCUGCGAUGCUGAAAAGUUUAUAUCAACAUGACCGAGAUACUCUGUUCAAUCCCGCAUUCUUUGAACCCCGGCUGUCAAAGAACAUAAGCACUACAUUUAUCGGGGUGAAGCCAAUCGCCCAAUUCCCGGGCAAAGAAGUUGAUCUCAAAUACAACGUUGGCACUCGUGGUAAUGGCAUUGACCAGCCAAUGUGGCCAAAGGAUUUGACUGUCGAAGUCGUCACUGGAUCUAACUAA
Messenger RNA from Aspergillus melleus, 498 nucleotides. RefSeq lists its product as uncharacterized. The transcript is spliced from 3 exons. The coding region runs from base 1 to 498 and encodes 165 amino acids. The record is from RefSeq and is a predicted model, not a curated record. NCBI's taxonomy places the organism in Eukaryota, Fungi, Ascomycota, Eurotiomycetes, Eurotiales, Aspergillaceae.